CCCUGUCAAUUGUCCCCGCCGAUGUCUGCACCGAUCCUCCUCGCCUGUGGUUCUGUCCGAUUAGCAUUUUAGCAUUCAUGCCUCUUCACGCGGCGGCGUAUUAGCAGUCAGUCAGUCUCAAAGCGGCGCAUGUCACUCUUAUUUAUAUCCAGCACUCCCCAACGCCCAAGAAGAGGUUUGCAAAAUCGAGCAGAUCGCGUCUCACUUCAAGAUCGCUUCACAAGUAUUGCAAGAUUCGGCAGGCACCGUGUAGAGCGUCUUGGAUGGGAUGCGGAAUCAUAGCUGGGUCCACUUUGCGUGUCACGGAACACAAGGCAUUCCUAACCCACUGGAUAGUGCCCUGAUACUGCACGAUGGACGUUUGACCAUGUCCAGCCUAAUUUGUACAGAGCGUCUAGGGCAUGCCGACUUCGCUUUCCUCUCUGCUUGCGAGACAGCUGCAGGAGCCGAGAACCUCGUCGCCAAUGCUGCACACCUCACGGAAGCCAUGCAGCGCGCAGGCUAUCGCAGUAUCAUUUCCAUGGCCGGCAAGCCAGAUAGCACUAAGGCAGCGAUUGCUCUUCAUUACGCCACCAAGAUGCUGCGCGAGCGAGGGGCCCAAUCGAAGACGAUGUCAUUUUCAUGGGUGCCGUUCAUACAUGUGGGACUGUGAUUGGGUUGGCC
This is a messenger RNA of Laetiporus sulphureus 93-53, 663 nucleotides long. RefSeq lists its product as uncharacterized. The record is from RefSeq and is a predicted model, not a curated record. The coding region runs from base 269 to 652 and encodes 127 amino acids. The transcript is spliced from 3 exons. NCBI's taxonomy places the organism in Eukaryota, Fungi, Basidiomycota, Agaricomycetes, Polyporales, Laetiporaceae.